AUGGAGUCUGAUCUGCCUAAAGAAAUCUUAGUUGGAGAAAUAAAGCUCAGUGCAGUGAGCAAUGGAAGCUACAAAUACUGUAGCCGACAAGAAUAUAUACUAUCAGAAAAAGAAGAAAUUAUACUUGAUAACCUUUAUUUCGCGCACGAAAGAAGGUUGAGAAAAGUGUUUGCUAAUGCUCUGGCCGCUUGCCAGCAACACUACAAAGAUUUAUUAUCUGAAAAGCGAGAUAUACUCCGCAGAGUAAAUCUUGCUUUAGAAGAUCUGGUUCCAGUAAUCCGCAGAUUACCGGAUGAAGAUCAAUUUAGAAAUAUAUUCUCAAGUUAUUUGCAGUUGCAGGAUAUUGAAGACCUGUAUAUCCUUCGCAAAGGAAAUACAGGAGAUGAUCAAUCAUGUCAUGGAAUGGACAUCAUCUAUGCUAAUCAGCUUGCUACAUCCAGUAAAGGAGAUUGGUUUAUGCCAAAUCUGAAAACUCACUUGCCUGUGUAUACAAUGUUACAACAAGAAGCCAUAAAAAAGAACCUGAGGUGCCUUGAAGAAGCCUCUGAAGAAGUCCAUAGAUUGAUCAUCCAAAAACUUCACUCGGAGCCUAAAGGAUUCAAGAGCCUCAAGCAACACUUAGAAAUGGCAACCAUCAACACCUAUGUCACUCCAACAAUGUUCAGUUUAGAUUCAGGACUAAUUAGUUUCAUUGAUGCAAAACUUGGAAGUUCGGAAACAUUAGUCAGUGGAUUCUUUGAGAAUGGAUUACUACACAAACUCGAAGUUGAGACUACAAGUUACAAAGAAGCCACUUUACUUCCUACAUGUAUUCGACAAUCUUUGAUGGCCUACGUCACAGAAGUCAGGAGGUUCAAGAAGAUUUUUCCCCAGAAAAUCUUCUUGAGAUUCUACAGUACCGGUCCUGAUUGGGAAAAUGAUGGAGUGAGUUACUUCCCCAGCUAUCAUCUAAUUCUUAUGGAUUAUGAUAAAGAACUUCAGGCCAAGCCUAUCCGUCCAAUAAAUCGGAUAUGGCAAGAAGCAUGGAUGGAAGAAAAAGAGGUGCAGAAGAGAAAAGCAUUAUCCAUGAAAACUAUAGUAGGGACUUUGCGCUAUACUUUUCAUGACACUUGUUCUUACCUGAAGAUCUAUGCAAUAUCUCCAAGAAUCUUGAUGUUGGGCAAACGUAUAUAUGGCAACAAUGGGUAUGGAUGGUACCAGGCUCGGCAACGAGAACUCUUUGACAGAAUCAAUAAAUGGUGCAAUGGAGAAUUUGAAGCCAGUGCUUUUUGUAAAGUACAUUAUUGCUCUCUGAUGCAUGGAUGCUUUCACAAAUGCAACAUCUGUCAGUCACCAGAAAUCGAUAAAAUGUCAGAAGACUAUGCGGUUGAUGAGGAAGCCGUGCACAAUUUAUAG
Messenger RNA from Dovyalis caffra, 1395 nucleotides. The record is from the annotation of a GenBank genome assembly. Lineage: Eukaryota; Viridiplantae; Streptophyta; Magnoliopsida; Malpighiales; Salicaceae.